UGAUGUGUCUGAUAUGCCCAUUACUGGUUGUACUGAGUCUGCUCCAGCCUCCAUUCCCCUGAUUGAAGACCACGACUAUGCAGCAAGUCCUUUGAUUGUGGUAGAUCGCAUUAAAUAUGAAACUAUGUCACGGGAGAUUGAGGAGCUUAGACGGCAGCUUGAGUCGUAUCAUUUGACGCAGGGAUUUGGACUGCAGCGAUUUGCCACAUCACCUGAGGACAUUCGGUACUAUACAAGAUUUCCGUCAUAUGAGCAUUUGAUGGCCUUUUGGAAUCUAAUCCAAGAGGCAACAAGCAGGAUGGUGAGGGUCACCAGUGGUCAGAAGAGCCUUUCCACCAGCACAUCCACCGAGAGCCCUGUAAACAGACCAACUAAAUUGUUGCCAAUUGAUGAGCUCUUCUUGUUCCUGAAUUAUCUGGCAACCGGCUGUACACAAAGGGAGCUUUGUCACAAGUUUAACAUCCACAGAGCUACAGUGAGUAGAAUACUUGUGUCAUGGCCCAACUUUUUGUACACUUUGCUUGGAUCUGUCUCCGUCUGGAUGGCACCUGGCAGAGUGAGAGCAAACUGCCCCGCGGAUUUUAGUGGGACUUAUAAAAAUACCCAGGUCAUUCUGGACUGUACUGAAAUGAGAUGCCAAACUCCCUCCUCCCUUCUGCUCCAGAGCGAGGUAUUUUCAACUUACAAGUUGCACUCCACUUUCAAAGCGCUUAUUGGCAUGUCCCACCAUGGAGCAUUGACAUUUGUCUCAGCACUUUUUUAAGGCUCCAUCAGUGACAAGGAGAUUUUCCGUCACUCUGGCAUCACCUCCCUCCUGACACCUGAGAUGGAUAUAAUGAUGGACAAAGGGUUUCUGGUAGAUGAGCUAGUGCCUGGGAAAGUCCAUCGCCCAGCCUUUUUGUCCAAGCAAGCUCAAAUGUCAGAGUUGGAUGUCCUUAGAACCCAGUCCAUUGCACGUCUGAGGGUCCACGUGGAGAGGCUCAUCAGGAGGGUUAAAGAAAACAAACUUUUUGACACUGUCAUCCCUCUCUCCAUUUCUGGGAGUAUAAACCAAAUUUUUACUGUUGCAUGUCUCCUCACAAAUUAUCAAUACGGACCACUGGUCAAAAAAUGGGUGGUUGAUUAAAAGUUUGAAAUGUGUGUAGUGUAGUGUGUUUAGUGGGAGAAGUAGCCAGUUUUGGGAGAAUACUUUACAAUUGUAUUUAGUUACUGAAUACUUAAUUCUUGCCUUUAAAUGUAUUUUGUAGCACAUUCCAUUACUUUGUCUAGUCAGAAUACUGUAUUCUGAAUACUUUGAAUAUCUUUAGAAUGUUGUUAUUAUUUUAAAUUCAUGUAUUUAGUUACUCUCCAAGAAUUUAAGUAGCAAAUUUUGUUACUUAAGUAAAAUUGAUCAACAGCUA
This is a messenger RNA of Oreochromis aureus, 1400 nucleotides long. RefSeq lists its product as uncharacterized. NCBI's taxonomy places the organism in Eukaryota, Metazoa, Chordata, Actinopteri, Cichliformes, Cichlidae. Bases 14 to 763 code for a protein of 249 amino acids. The record is from RefSeq and is a predicted model, not a curated record. The transcript has 3 exons.